Molecule: messenger RNA, 1414 nt
Organism: Closterium sp. NIES-65
Lineage: Eukaryota; Viridiplantae; Streptophyta; Zygnematophyceae; Desmidiales; Closteriaceae
Source: the annotation of a GenBank genome assembly
AUGGCAGUUUCGGCGGCUCCUGUCGCUCCGGAGGCUGCGGAAGCGGCGGAGGUUGUUAGUACGAUUACCAUUACGAACCAUGGAGGAGUGCAUGGCGGAUUUCUUAAAGCGGAUCACUCUAUACCGGACUGGCACGGCGAGGAUUGGGGCUUCCUGGGAUCAGAUUUCCAGAUGACGCGCGAUGGGGGGAGUGGUGGUGGCCUGGUGUCCGGAAGGGCUGACGGCUUGGGGUCUGAAAGGGCUAACGACUUCAAAUGUAGGGGCGUCACUCAAGGGGUUGCUGGCGGCGGUGUGAGGCUUGGGGGACCUGUCGGCUUGGGGUCUGGUGGGACUGGCAGUAGCAGCGGCGGCAUGCCUCACGGCACGCCAUGGAGUGACUUGUUGCUCAUGGGCGAUGCGACGCCGUUGCUGGUGGACCGUGGCCGUCCUGCUGGUGUCAGUGAACCGCCGUGGCAGGAGCAGCAGCGGCAGCAAGAGCAGCAGCAGCAGCAGCAGCAGCAGCAGCAGCAGCAGCAGCAGCAGCAGCAGCAGCAGCAGCAGCAGCAGCAGCAGCAGCAGCAGCAGCAGCAGCAGCAGCAGCAGCAGCAGCAGCAGCAGCAGCAGCAGCAGCAGCAGCAGCAGCAGCAGCAGCAGCAGCAGCAGCAGCAGCAGCAGCAGCAGCAGCAGCAGCAGCUGCAGCAGCAGCAGCAGCAGCAGCAGCAGCAGCAGGAGCAGCAGAAGCAGCAGCAGGAGCAGCAGCAGCAGGGAGAGAAGCAACAGCAGCAGCAACAACAGCUGAAGCAGCAACAGCAACCGUUGCAGCAGGGGGAGCAGCAAGGUGUGGAUGAGAGCAUGGGCAAGAUAGGAUUGGGGGAGGGUGGGGAAGGAGGCGGCCGAGAGAAGCGCAAGUGCCGCGCGUGGGAGAGGAGGGAGCGGUUGAGGAGGGGUGGUGGUGAAGGCAGGGGUAGCAGCAGCGGUGAGAGGGGGAGGCGGAGGAGUCGGGUGUGUGUUGGGAUAUCAGGCGCUACUAGCACUGAUUGCCAUGAUGUUGACAAUGGUCGUGGUUCUGGUGGUGGUUAUGCCGCUGCUGGUGGCAGUGCUGCUGCUGGUACUAUUGCUACUGCUGCUGCUGCUGCUGCUGCUGCUGCUGCUGCUGCUGCUGCUGCUGCUGCUGCUCCUCCUACUGCUGAUGAUGAUGAAACUGAUGGUGAUGGUGAUGGUGAUGUUUUUGGGGCAGUGGAUCCUGGUGCUGCCCGCCCUGCCGGCAAAGGAGAGUGGUUCGGAGAGAGAGACAUGGAGGAGCAGAUGGGACGGCUGUCAGCAGGAAUGAUGAUGAAGAUGCCCGCUCAACCAUCCCGUCUCUCUCCUAUCUCGCACCUCCCUCCUCUCUCUCCGCUCUCUCUAUCCAGCAACCAUAGUCUGCUGCUAUCCGUGU